Messenger RNA from Lytechinus variegatus (green sea urchin), 4095 nucleotides. RefSeq names its product protein N-terminal glutamine amidohydrolase-like (gene ntaq1). Gene Ontology annotation, molecular function: protein-N-terminal glutamine amidohydrolase activity; protein-N-terminal asparagine amidohydrolase activity. The record is from RefSeq and is a predicted model, not a curated record. The coding region runs from base 6 to 620 and encodes 204 amino acids. Gene Ontology annotation, cellular component: nucleus; cytosol. The transcript is spliced from 6 exons. NCBI's taxonomy places the organism in Eukaryota, Metazoa, Echinodermata, Echinoidea, Temnopleuroida, Toxopneustidae.
CAAGUAUGACUAUGAGUGAUACUGUUCCGUUGAGUAUCCUGCCUCCAUUGGCUGACUGUUAUUACUGUUAUUGCUUUUGUGAGGAGAAUAUAUGGAAGCUGUGUGAAAGUGUGAAGAAGAAUUUCCCUGACGAAUUGAGCAGGACGUAUGCAAUCUUCAUCUCAAACAAGGAAAGGAAGGUCCCUCUUUGGAUGCAGAAAGCAAGUGGUCCAGGAGAACUCCCUGUAGUUUGGGAUUACCACGUGAUCCUCAUUCACAUGGAUGCAUCAUGUGGAAGUCAAGUUUAUGAUAUGGAUACUGUGUUACCAUUCCCUAUUGACUUUGAGGAGUAUGUGACUGUGGCAGUCCGUAGCAAUGAUGUUCUUAGGCAGGAAUUUUUCAGAUUCUUCAGGGUAGUUCCUGCCCAGGAAUUCCUAGAUAUGUUUGCAUCAGAUCGAUCACAUAUGAAGAAAGAGAAUGGAGAAUGGAGGACACCCCCUCCCUCUCAUCCUUGCAUAGUGGCAAAAGAUGGUACAACAAUGAAUCUAGAUAGUUUCAUCAACAUGGAGAAAGGGACAGGUCAUGGAGAGGUCAUGACCUUGAAUGAGUUCACAGCAAAGUUCAAGGACUCCAAUAGCUGAAAUCAUGCCUGAAAUCUGUAUUCUAUUAAAAACUUUGCAAUUUUGACAUUGAUUUUUAACGAGAUGACAGGCUUUUGGUUCUGUCGAGGUGGUUUCAUGAAGUUUUUUAUGAAUGAUCUACAUUACCAUUGGCAUGAACGGUCUUAUUAUGAGAUGACUGGAAGUGUAAGAGGACAACUUACCCUUGAAACGAUUCCAGCAUUCCUGGAACACAUCUCCCCUGGAGGAGAGCUUUUCAGAAGGCAAGUCACCCUAAAGUACCCCGCCCUCAAAUGACGACUCUUUCAAGACACCUUCGUAGGGCUCUUAUUCUGGAAAUUAUGUGAAAAGCAAUAUGCUUUUCAGCCUACCACUACAUAGUCUUUCAUAUGUAAUACAAUUUUAAUGGACUGCUAGGAAAGUCUUUAAAUUGUGCCAGAGGCAUUCUCUAUGUUGUAUUUGUAUAAGCUUGUAAUAGCUUGAAAAUCGAUUGUAUGAAACUUCAUACAGCAAUGUCAAUGAAUAGAUUCUGUAUAUUGAUGUUUACAAAAACACUGUAUUUAUUGAAUCCAUGACUUUUUUUGCUAGAAAAUUAAUUGCUAGGUCUAAUUUGGAUGGUUCAUAUCAAUGUAGAUUUGAGAUUGUAAUGACAAUGAGGUUUGGCAUAUAAAACCAACAUCAUGCCAUCCAUUUAUUUUAGCAAAUACACUUUCAAGGAAUACAGCUUUGCUUCAGAAAGAUAGCUGCAUCCAGGUUGCCUCAAAAGUGUGUUUGCCCAUCACUUCCACCAAUGAUUAUGAUUUACUUAUUUCUGAAUAGAGUUGAGUUGUAAAAGAUAUGAAGAAAAGAGAUAUUCUCUAACAGUCACAAUAACUUAAUACACAAGGGUAGGUUACCUCUUCAUACACCUAUCUGGUAAUUCUAAUCAAUGGAGAUUUGAUUAAUGAUGUCACAUGUUUUUAUUUUUUAUCAUCUGGGAUUUAAUUUGAUAUACCUUCACAACCCAUUUUAGGGGACAUGUUCAUGUCAAAAUGACUUCUACGACACAUUUAACCAGUUGAGAAAAUAGACUUACCUUUCCUCUGAUUUUUCAAUGUUCUACGCAUAUUUAAGUAGAGACACAAAAUACAAACAGGAAUCUAUUUAAUGACUAAUUUAUUCUUUCAUUUCUGUAAUCCCAAUGAUUCAUGUUCAUGUACUCAAGCCAUGAUUGUGCGGGUAGAAUAAUACAUUUUGCACAUUCUAACUUUGACAAAGAAAUAGAAUUAUGAUGGAAUAAAAAUGGGAAAACCAUACUAUCUUCUUCAACACUCAUCUUUGUGUGUAUAGGGUAAAUACUUGAUCUUAUGUGUGGUGUUUGUAUUAAAUAAAAAUUCAAACAUCAGUUAGAUAUGUUGUUCCUAAUUGGAUGAAAUUAAUGAACAGAAAAGGUGAUUCACACCACAUUUCUACAAUGCUAUUAAGAUUUUUAAAAAUGCAUUUACCUGUAACUUUUCACCAAGAAAGAGUGGGGAUGUCACUUCACACAAACAGUGAAUUAAUGUUGAAAUAAAUGUGAUGUAUACUGUAUGGAAAAAAUACAUGAAAUGUAUAGAGAAUGAGCGAAAUUAAUGAAUUAAAUUCUAAGUGACUUACAUUCUUACCGUAAUACUGUCUUCUUAUACAUGCAUACUUUGGUUUAGAGUCCAUUAUAUGUGCUGUGCACUACCUGGUUGUAUUCAUAAUAUUCAUUUGCAAUUUCUUAUUAGAGGGUGAAUAUUCACAAAAUAUUACAAAUUGAUAUCACGAGCAAUAAAUUGGAAGAAGUUACAAGUACUAGGACUAGUAUUUUCUCACAAAACUAAAAAGAUAAUGAACUUAAUACGUUCUUAAAUGUGGGGGAUUUUAUUUGGCAGAGGGGAAUUUUAUACCAUCAUACCAUAUUGUAUUUCAACCAUCUAGUCAUAUCACAACAUAGCAUAAAUAAUUCAAACUGAUAUACUAUUGAUUUCUAUAUCUUCAAUGAAAUACAAUUAAUUAUAAACAUGGAUCAGUAUUGUUUUAUUCAUAUAAAUCUAUAUAUUUUUUUUUACAGAUCUAGUCGAUUCAAAUUCAUAUAAUGAGGGUAGCGAGUAUACAAUUUCAGUAAGGUUGGUUGAUCAUUUUUGCCAAGUGACAACUUCUGUUAUGUAAUUUCUGUACUUUUAUUGAUUUCAAUAGAUACUAGUGAACCUCAAUAACCACUAUUCAGGGAAUUUCCAAUAAAUUUGUCAUCAUUGUAAAUCUCCCAGUAUUUCAAAAUGUCUUAUAACCAUUGUACAAAUUGUGACCAAAAUUAAUGAUCCCUAGUAUUUCACAACUCCCAAAUAAAUUAAUGUUAUUACAAUUUUGCUGUGACAGUUACCUUGAUAAUUCCAAUGAACUGUUAUUGGUAAGACUUGGAUUGCUUAUAAGUUGUCCUUUUGCACUGGUAUUAAAAGCAUUACUCAUUUUCCAUUCAAUUCAUUGUAAAGACUUAUCUGCUUUAUAUGGGAAAACUUGGGGUUUAUUACCUCUGUUUAAAAAAAAAAUAAUCAAUUUGACGAUAUCUUAGAGCAGCAAUUUGUAAAUCACUUUUAAGAAAAAAAAACUAAAACUCUAUUUCAAACAAAUGCAGUUAUGUUUGACAUUACAGAGAAAAAAAAACCUGACAAGAUGUAGCCCCAUGUUCUUGAACUGUAUUAAGUACUUUCAUUGGGAGCUAGGGAUAUUUCACAAAGAGUUAUGUACAACUUAAAAAUCACAAAUUGAUUAAUUUGUGUGGUAUACAACACAGCACCUCACUGGUCAGAUUGCACUUCAUAAUCAUCAGAUUGUGCUUGGUGACCAUAAGAUUAUUACUGCGUAAUCACCAAUGAGAUUUAGUGUUAAAUACCAUGUUGGAGUUGGUACUCAAGCAUGACUUUAAUAGUGAAAUGGCCCACUAGUUUCUAACGACCUACACAAAAGACCUCAUAAGUUUAUGACACAUCCUCUAAGAGAUAUUUCAAACUGAUGGCGACUAGUGGUUCCAGAGAGGACUUACAUUUUCCUUCUACUACACAUCUUGAGAUUUUCUUAUGUGAUAAACGCCCACAAGUGAUAUAAAUGAUUCAGCUUUCCAAAUGAAUUAAAAGUUACAAUGGCACUGGAUUUAAGCAAAUUAGGACAGUUACAAAGUAUUCUUUUCCUAUCAUUAAUGGUUUCACACACAAAAAAAAUCAUUUUGAAAAUCCAUGAAUGUCUAAUUUGGGGAAGGUUCAUGAAAUGACUUGUUGGAUUUUUUCUCCCACAAAGUCUGUCAUUUGACAGUUACCAUAGUAACAGUCAAACACCUAUACUUUUCAGCUAAUCAUGACUAAUUUUCACAUCUGACAACUUGUGUCAACUGAUAAACAUUGAUUAAAUGCUCCACAGAAGGCCAAGAAUUGGGGAAAUAAAAAUAGAGAAUGCUCCAUAAAUGAGGACUUUUCAACAAGUUAAAGAGAGAUUUUGACGA